This is a messenger RNA of Aspergillus homomorphus CBS 101889, 317 nucleotides long. Its product is annotated as DUF5310 domain-containing protein. Bases 96 to 263 code for a protein of 55 amino acids. The transcript has 3 exons. Gene Ontology annotation, biological process: outer mitochondrial membrane organization. NCBI's taxonomy places the organism in Eukaryota, Fungi, Ascomycota, Eurotiomycetes, Eurotiales, Aspergillaceae. The record is from RefSeq and is a predicted model, not a curated record.
UUCCUUUCUUCCUAUUCAAUAACUGUAAAGUGCUUCUGGACUGCGCUAUCUUUUCCCUCACUUUCCUUUCGCUAGCUCUCUCAAAGCAUAGACUAAUGGCAAACCUCCCCAAUCUCCGACGCUUGUUCGUCGAGGCCCGCACCGAGGCCGAAGAGAACGAGCACUCCAGGACUGCGUUCUACAAUCUAGUCCUCUUUAUCUCCUCGGUCGCUGUCUUCAGCUUGGUGGCUCAACGCAUGGGCGGGACAAAAUCGGGCAAAUGAGGAAAUGCUAGUGGUAUCUCAUAUAUCUCAUACUUCUGAACAACUGGAUCACCC